Molecule: messenger RNA, 384 nt
Organism: Salvia miltiorrhiza (redroot sage)
Lineage: Eukaryota; Viridiplantae; Streptophyta; Magnoliopsida; Lamiales; Lamiaceae
Exons: 2
Coding region: 17-328 (103 amino acids)
Biological process (GO): positive regulation of DNA-templated transcription
Source: RefSeq, a predicted model, not a curated record
UGCUCCAAGGUUUGGGAUGAUUCCAACAGAAACUGAUCUGAAUGCGCUCCCUUUACUAUCAAGUAUUCCUGAAAGAGUGCUACCAGUUGCAGCCACACAGGCAAGAACAAAUGGAGAUUCAUCCUGGCAAGGUGCGCCUAUUACGUCUAGUCUUGCAAGGAAAGGGGAAGCACUUGCUGUAACUGGCUUAACUGAAUAUGGAGAUGAGAUAGAUGUGGUAGCCCCAGCUGAUAUUCUAAAACAACUUUUUAAGAUACCAUACUCCAAGGCUCGAGUCUCAAUUGCAGUUCACCGUGUUGGACAGACACUCGUCCUGAAUAGCGGUUAGGAUUCUAUUCAUAUUGUAGUUUUCUUUGUUCUGAAUGCUUUAGUUCUCAAAUGUUG